AUGCUCCCGUCCUUUGUUCGCGCAGUUCCAAAUGGCACCGAGAUCGGUAAUUUCCUUGCCUUGGACCUUGGCGGUACAAAUUUCCGCGUUCUACUGAUCAAGCUGGCAGGACGAGAAGCCGAAAUGACCGGGAAGAUCUUCCGUCUGUUCGAUCACAUUGCCGAAUGCAUGGCUCGUUUCAUGGAAGAGAACAAUAUUAAGCAGGCCGAGAAACUUCCGCUAGGAUUCACAUUCUCGUUCCCGUGCCGACAGGAGGGGCUUACAUGUGCGAAGCUGAUCAACUGGACCAAAGGCUUUAACGCAUCGGGCGUGGAAAAUAAGGACGUUGUUACGCUGCUUCGUGAAGCCUGCCAGCGUCGCAAGGUUCCUAUUUAA
This is a messenger RNA of Gongylonema pulchrum, 375 nucleotides long. The record is from the annotation of a GenBank genome assembly. NCBI's taxonomy places the organism in Eukaryota, Metazoa, Nematoda, Chromadorea, Rhabditida, Gongylonematidae.